AUGGAGCAAGACCCAACAGCAUUUUUACAGGAGAUGAGAAGGAGAAUAGAGGCAAUGCAGGCGGAAAUUGAAACCCUUAGGGCUGAGCGUGAUGCGGCCAGAGGGGCGCAAGCUAAUCGUCCAUCUUCUGCAGGCGCCCAGACACCACCAAUUGUAGAGAUGCCGAAAACCGAGCCAAACUCGGAAGAGGACACAGAUCCCAUUCCUGAUAGUUAUUAUCAGGGAGAGGAGCAGAGUGAGGCUGGUUCGCAUUGGAUCGCAAACCGUCCGGCACCGGCCGGUCGGGCAAGAGCAUUGCAUCCGUUCACAACCGCAAUCAUGGAAGAACAGAUUCCGGAGAGAGCAUUUCCAACUCUAGAGAAGUAUGAUGGGUCGAGUGAUCCGGAGGAGCAUUUAAGAUCCUUUGUUGAUGCCAUGACUAUUUACUCACCCAGGGAGAAUGUGUGGUGUAGAGUUUUUUCCUUGUCAAUAAAGGGAGAAGCAUUGGCAUGGUUCCACUCGUCGAGACCUCGAACCAUCAAUAACUUUGCCACUUUAAGAAAUAUGUUCGAGCGACAGUUUUCGACGGGUAGAGCGCGAAAUCUGACGUAUCUGGAGUUAACCAACAUAAAACAGGAGAAAGGAGAGGGUCUUAGGGAUUUCAUGGAUAGGUUCAAUAGAACCGCACGACAAGUAAGGGGAGUAGGCAAGAAGUUUACUAUCAGUACUCUGGCCACUACGUUGAGGCCUUCCCCGUUUGCUGAUAACUUGUUCGUAGAGCCCUCGCUAACCCUGGACGAAUUGCAAGAGAGGGCCGCUCGGUUCAUUAGAAUAGAAGAAAUGAGGGCGGUCCAAAGGCGGCAGCAGGAGCAAAACUCAAGUUCAGGACAGGAGAAGAAGGAGAGUAAGAAACUGUUCGUACCAGGCGAGCGGUUAAAGGGCCAGAAGUAUAGAGAUGGCCCGAAGGGGGCUAGGUACGAAAGGUACACCCCGUUGAACACUCAAAGGGCGAGAGUACUGGAGGAAGCCCUUAAUGCAGACUUGAUAAGGGAUAAGGUGGAAGGAUUGAUCCGGACGGGUCAUCUGAGGCAGUUUGUUAAGGAGGAAAGAAAGGUGAGAAGUCCGCCCAGGAGGGCUAGGGCGGAGCGAAGUGAUGAGAGGGAGGGCAAGCGUCCCAACCGUCGACGGAGUAGAAGUCGUAGCCAUGACCGAUCGCUGCGAGGAACGAUAAACACUAUUUCGGGUGCUUUUGCAGGUGGGUCAUCGGCGUCCGCGAGAAAAAGAAACCUGAGGGAGCUUAAGAGCGUUCAUAGGGUAGAUGUGAGAAAGCGCUCUGUGCCGCCUAUCACAUUUACGGAUGAGGAUUUCCAUGCUCCCGAUCCGGAUGAGGACGACCCGAUGGUAAUAACUGCGGUCAUUGCCCAAUAUAGCGUGGGAAAAGUAUUGGUGGACCAGGGCAGCUCUGUUAACAUUCUGUACUGGAAGACAUUCCAGCAGAUGGACAUAUCCGAAGACCUGAUCGCCCCGUACAACGAGUAG
Vigna umbellata (rice bean) is the source of this 1518-nucleotide messenger RNA. RefSeq lists its product as uncharacterized. The record is from RefSeq and is a predicted model, not a curated record. Lineage: Eukaryota; Viridiplantae; Streptophyta; Magnoliopsida; Fabales; Fabaceae.